Messenger RNA from Colletotrichum truncatum, 3369 nucleotides. The record is from RefSeq and is a predicted model, not a curated record. NCBI's taxonomy places the organism in Eukaryota, Fungi, Ascomycota, Sordariomycetes, Glomerellales, Glomerellaceae.
AUGGCGAGCUCCCCCAGCAAGUCCCUAUGUGCUACAUUCGACGACGACGCACAAAUGAAGAUCACAGUAAACCUGGGCGGAUACACCACACAGGUCCUGAUAGACUCAGGAGCCCAAGGAAACUUUAUCGCACCCCGAAUAGUGCAACAGCGAGAAAUACCAUGGAAUCAGAAGCAAAACCCUUACCGACUAAGGAAUGUGGAAGGGAAAGAAGUCGAGUAUGGCGGAGGCAGCAUUGAUCAGGAGACAGCGCAACUCCCUUUGCUCUACCAUGGCCAUCAGGAGCUUAUCAGCCUCGACAUCACGGAGAUAGGAAACCACGACGUUAUCCUCGGAAUUCCAUGGCUACGAAGACAUAACCCACAAAUCGAUUGGGUUACCGGCCGAAUAAAAUUCAAUCCAGCCUCUGAGAAGCACUCGACGAAGGCCUCAUGCGGAUUACUAGCAGCAACCAGAGCAAGACCACGCCUGAUGCUAAGGAUAAAAGACAUUGGCACUAGGACGCUAGCAGCCACGACGAUUGACAAAGUCACGGAAGAUCCAAUGUCAAAGAUACCUGUUGAAUACAGGGUCUACAGCAAACUCUUUGCACCAGAACUCGAGACCGGAUUACCGGAACACAGCAAGUGGGAUCACAAGAUCGAAAUUAAGGAAGGACACGAACCCACCUUUAACAAAAUAUACCCACUCAACCAAGAAGAAAUGAAAGCCUUAGACGAAUGGCUUGACGAAAAUCUUGCGAAAGGAUUCAUCAGACCUUCGAAAUCACCCGCAGGAUACCCCGUACUAUUCGUACCAAAGAAGAACGGGAAGAAACGACUUUGUGUCGAUUAUCGACGACUCAACGAUAUUACGAUCAAAGACUGUUACCCACUGCCCCUCAUAUCGGAACUAAGAGACCUACUCUACGAGGCCCAAUGGUUCACAGCCUUGGACCUUAAAGGAGCCUACAACCUUAUCCGAAUUGCAGAAGGAGAUGAGUGGAAAACAGCCUUCCGAACGAGAAGAGGACAGUUUGAAACGUUAGUCAUGCCAUUUGGACUCACCAACGCACCGGCUACAUUCCAAACUAUGAUCAACCAAGUACUACGGGAAUAUCUGGACAAGUCUGUUGUUGUGUACCUCGACGACAUCCUUAUAUUCUCCAAAACGUUGGAAGAACACAAGAAGCAUGUCCACGAGAUUCUCAAAGCACUCGAACAAGCGAAGCUACUUGUGGAACCAGAGAAGAGUCUGUUUCACAAACAGGAAGUAGAAUUUUUAGGGUUCACAAUCACGCCAGGCGUAAUCAAGAUGUCCCCUAACAAAAUCAAGGCUGUGCAAGAAUGGCCUACACCAGAAAACCCGAAGGACAUACUAUCCUUCUUAGGAUUUGUCAACUUCUACCGAAAAUUCCUCAAAGACUACUCCAAAACGAUAUUGCCUCUUACCGAACUCACUAAGAAAAAUGCACCUUGGGAAUGGACAGACAAACAACAGAAAGCGUUCCAAGAAGUCAAGGACAAGGUCACAUCGGAACCCGUCAUCCAGAUUCCGAACCCUGAGAAGCCCUUCGAGCUCGAAACGGAUGCUUCGAACGAAGCUGAAGGAGCGCAGCUAGGCCAAAGGGACGAGAACGGAGUCCUACACCCCUGUGGAUUCUUUUCAAGGAAGUUCCAAGGACCUGAACUGAAUUACCAGAUCCAUGAUAAGGAACUUAUGGCAAUUAUCGACGCAUUCAAAGAAUGGAGACCCCAACUAUCAGGAACAAAGUACGAAGUAAAAGUGUACACGGAUCACAAGAAUCUGGCACACUUCACCACUUCGAAAGAGCUCAACAAACGACAAAUCAGAUGGUCAGAAUUCCUCUCAGAAUUCAACUUCAGAAUCAUCUACAGGAAAGGAUCAGAAAACGGCAGAGCAGACGCGCUCAGCCGAAGACCCGAUUACAAGGACGAAGUCCCAGAAGAAACUCAGGUUAUCCUCAAAAAAGACAAUGGCGACCUCGUACCCGCCGCGAAACUCUUAAUGAUCGGCGACCGUGUCAAGACCAGCACGACUGGAAGAAUGACACACGACCAGAUCAGGGAGAUACACAGCGCACCCGCUCACGGUCACCAAGGAGUUACGAAAACCUGGAAACGAAUUAGACAACACCACGACAAGCGAGUAACAAGAAAAGACGUCGCUGACGCAAUCAAGGAUUGCGAAGUCUGCGCAAAAAGUAAGCCCAGCAGACACAAACCAUAUGGAGAAUUACAACCAUUGCCAGCACCACCAGCACCCUGGCACUCAAUCUCUCUAGACUUUAUCGUCAAACUACCAAAAUCGAGAGAACCACUCACUAAAGUACAGUACGACAGUAUACUAGUGGUUGUGGAUAGAUUCACGAAGUACGCGUAUUUCAUACCAUACUUGGAAUCAAGCACGGCAGAAGACUUAGCAUACACCUUUCUCAGGAUCAUUGUCAGCCAACACGGCCUGCCCCAGGAAAUAGUAUCAGACAGAGGAUCAGUCUUUACGUCCAAGUUCUGGAGAUCCCUGAUCUCGCAGCUCGGAGCAAAGCACAGCCUCAGCACUGCCUUCCACCCGCAGUCCGACGGACAAACGGAAAGAAUCAACCAGAUCCUGGAAACGUACCUAAGGAGUUAUGUGAACUACGACCAGGACAACUGGGUCAAGUUGUUACCAACCGCACAGUUCGCAUACAACAGUUCAAUAGGAGAAAGCACGCGAGAAUCACCUUUCUUCCUCAACUAUGGAUUCAACCCUACCGCUUAUGGAGAACCCCGAACCGGCUCUGCCGCGAUAAAAGCAGUAGCAGACAUCAAGAAACUUAAGGAAAUCCAACAAAAACUACCCCAAGAACUCGAAUUCGUACGGCAAAGAAUGAAGAAACACGCCGACCGACAUAGGGUGAGAGGCCCACCCCUAAAAGAGGGAGGUAGCGCCUACCUCAUACGGCGAAACAUCAAAACGAAACGACCUAGCGACAAACUCGACUUCAAAAAACUAGGACCUUUCGAAAUCACGAAGAAAAUUUCCGAAGUCAACUACGAGUUGAAACUACCGGAAACAAUGAAAUGUCACCCAGUCUUUCACGUCUCAUUAUUAGAACCAGCACCGGACGGUACACACACCGAAGACUGCAUCAUUGUGGAAACAGAUGACACCGAAUACGAAGUAGAACGCAUUCUAGACCACCGGAGGAAUGACGAAACAACAGAAUACUUCAUUAAGUGGAAAAACUAUGGACACGAAGACGAUUCGUGGGAACCAGCUAAGAACCUGGAACACGCUCAGGAAGAACUCCAACAAUACUGGCACCAGAGGACGUCUCUGGACCCCAGUCGUCCAAACCGACGCCAGACCAAUCCACAACGCCAAUAG